AUGGCCGAUUCAGUCGAUCGGGUAUUCGUCCAUGCCCUCAACACCGUCAAGAAGAUACCCAAAACUGGGGCCACGCGACCCCCGCCCUCGGAUCGCAUGCGGCUCUAUGGCUUGUAUAAGCAAGCUAUGGAGGGCGAUGUAGAUGGAGUGAUGGAGCGGCCCUCUGUUGCUUCGGGCAUUGCCAUUGAGGAAUUGCAGCGAGAGCAAGAUAAGUGGGAUGCGUGGAAUUCACAGCGAGGUCUAAGUCGGACCGAGGCAAAACGACGCUAUAUCGAGGCGUUGAUAGAUACGAUGCACAAAUAUGCCACGACGCCGUAA
Messenger RNA from Phaeoacremonium minimum UCRPA7, 318 nucleotides. RefSeq names its product putative acyl-binding protein family protein. NCBI's taxonomy places the organism in Eukaryota, Fungi, Ascomycota, Sordariomycetes, Togniniales, Togniniaceae. Bases 1 to 318 code for a protein of 105 amino acids. Gene Ontology annotation, biological process: fatty acid metabolic process. Gene Ontology annotation, molecular function: fatty-acyl-CoA binding. The transcript is spliced from 2 exons. The record is from RefSeq and is a predicted model, not a curated record.